Molecule: messenger RNA, 1343 nt
Organism: Colletotrichum destructivum
Lineage: Eukaryota; Fungi; Ascomycota; Sordariomycetes; Glomerellales; Glomerellaceae
Product: Putative ankyrin repeat-containing domain superfamily
Exons: 2
Coding region: 80-1066 (328 amino acids)
Source: RefSeq, a predicted model, not a curated record
GUCUCCAACCUCCCUUCCAUCCCCUCUUAUUACGCUCGUUGACCACCGGCCCCUGGUUUAGUCUGCUCUGCUGCCAGAAAUGACGACGUACAGUCUCAAAGAAGACAGGCCGUUCCGCGAGAACGACAAGUACGGCUUGGAAGUACCGGAGAUUGCAGAUUUUUAUUGCCCAGACCACCCGUUGAUGCAGCAGCUAUGCGACGCCUGUGCCCGCGGCCAGCUUGACGAGUUUAAGAGACUAGUUGAGGAGUGGAAGGCGAAGGGCGCAGCGGCCACGCCCCCUCCCGGCCCAGAACACUACCCGUUAGGUACCCUGGAGCCUAUACUCUUCUUCGCAGUCCGACAACACCAGCAUCAGAUCGUGGCCUACCUGCUCGACGAGGGCCUGAAGCGCAGUGAGCUGGUGAUGGUCCACGUGCACGAAUUUCGGUGCCGCCCGCCCAUGUUGCAGGUCAUGCUCGAUCGCGGCUGGGAUAUCAACUUCACAAACAGUCCGGCCGACCCGCCACGUCUAGCAUUUGUGCUAGACGACAAGGAACUUGUCGAGUGGUAUCUGGCUCAUGGCGCCGAUCCCAACGCUGAGGCCAAGUACGGCUGGACUCCCUGGCUGCGCGCCAUAGUGCGGGCGCCGCUCGAUGUGAUCAAGAUAAUGCACGCGGCAGGCGGCCGGAUGGAUCUGGCUGUGCCAUUCGUGUGUUUCGGCCGCAACUAUCGCUCCGACAAGUCCCCGGAGCGUCUGGACGUGCUGCGGUACCUGCUCGACAACGGCGCGGACAUCAACGCUCGCUUAUUCGCGCAUAACCACUAUAACCGGGGUGCCUACUUCGACCCGGGCCCCGCCCUCAACCUGGCUCUGGGGGGCGGUCAGGACGAUAUCGCGAAGGAGCUGCUUGACCGUGGCGCCCGCACCGACAUUCCGGCGGGAGAGAUGAUGGGACACGUCACGGCUCUGGAAAGGGCGAGGGAGAAAGACGUUUCGCCGCACCUUUUGGCCAAAGUUGAGGAGUGUAGACGGCGGGAAGUCGCAGAGGCGGCGAAAGGGACACCAACGGAAGAUGCAGACUGAGAGGUUCCGGAGCUCGUUUCGCAAGUCCUAAUCCAGUGGAAAGAACACAUUGCUGGGUAUUGCUGGGUCUAUAGGGCCAGCGGUUCAUAUCGUACUGAACUGGAUGUCUCGAAACUGUGACAAGCCCCAGAUACAAUUAUAUUAGCAACAGCCAUCAGUAGCGUAAGCGGCAGGCUGUGACGAAGCUUGUUGCACAGCUUCUAAGAAGCGCGUUCUGAAUAUUGAUAGAAUCAAUUCUGCUGAGUUAAGGUGAGAAUGGAAAAGAUUCUUAGCCCUG